Molecule: messenger RNA, 1026 nt
Organism: Sugiyamaella lignohabitans
Lineage: Eukaryota; Fungi; Ascomycota; Dipodascomycetes; Dipodascales; Trichomonascaceae
Gene: TEP1
Product: Tep1p
Exons: 1
Coding region: 1-1026 (341 amino acids)
Biological process (GO): phosphatidylinositol 3-kinase/protein kinase B signal transduction; protein dephosphorylation; phosphatidylinositol dephosphorylation
Cellular component (GO): cytosol; plasma membrane; nucleus
Molecular function (GO): phosphatidylinositol-3,4,5-trisphosphate 3-phosphatase activity; protein tyrosine/serine/threonine phosphatase activity; protein tyrosine phosphatase activity
Source: RefSeq, a predicted model, not a curated record
AUGGACUGGAUAUUGCAAGCCAUUGCUGGACUUGCUAGAGUUCAAUUUGCCGAUAAACGAAAAGGUUCGCUUGACUUGGACUAUAUUACGCCCAACAUUAUAGUCAUAUCGAUGCCCACUAGCAGUAGUAAGCGGGGUAUGUACAGAAACACUGUGUCUCGUCUUUCAGCCUACUUGUAUAAAACACACGGUGAUAAUUGGAGAAUAUAUAACUUGCGAUCCGAGACUGAUGGAGAUUAUAAAGACAGUGAGUUUGAUGGAAAAGUUAGUCGAUUUCCUUUUCUUGACCACGGGCCACCCCCAUUUGAUCUGAUCCCAGCCAUCAUACGCUCUAUACAAGAUUUCUUAGACUCUGACCCAAAAAACGUUGCUGUUAUCCAUUGUAGAGGAGGAAAGGGCCGUUCAGGAACAAUAGCUUGCGCUUAUAUGAUGCGAAUGCAGAAUUUGAGCAGAGAUCAAGCUAUCGAGGUUUUCACCGCUGCAAGGAUGCCAUCAAUACGGGGAAUUGGGUUCAGAGGAGUGUCAAUUGAAAGCCAACGACGUUAUCUGAGUUAUUAUGAAAAGUGGUUGACUGAUGGCCAAGAAAGUAGGAGACUUCCUAAACAAUGUUCAGUGAGGAAAUGUGUUCAACUGGACUGUAUAAAGCUGAUUAACCCAAAAAAACAUUUCAAGUUUCAUAUAGACAUUGAAGAAUUUCUCGACAAAGGACGGUCGAAAUCUACGGUGGCUCGAGUAAAAGCUAAGAAAACAGAUGAUCCUAAUAUAUUGGAAUAUAGGCUAGAUAUGGAUGAACAGCCUAUUCUUCUUAACUCGGAUGUAGGUUUAAGAAUAUGUGCUCGUCGUAAAUUUAUCAAAGCCACGUCAACAAAGCUGUGGUUCAACUUUAUACUUGAGACUCAACCGGAUAGUCCUAAAGGUAGUUUCACAGUUCCCUGGGAAGAGGUGGAUGGUAUCUAUGGGACAAGUAUUCGGGGUAUUCGCAAAAUGUUUAAUAGCAUUUGUGUCCAAUGGACUAUUGUUCAGUAG